AUGGAUGAUUUCAAUAGGGUCAUUGAGAAUGAACCAAAUCUUGGAGAUGCCUAUUCACAGAGAGGAUUAAUUUAUCAAAUUACCAGACAGGGUGAUCUUGCUAUUGAGGAUUUUACAAAGGCAAUUUCACUCCUUUCUGCACCUAAUGUAUUGAGUAAACUUCAUUACAAUAGAGGUGUUACCUAUUCGGAGAUGUCUGAUAAUUCAAAGGCAAUGGAUGAUUUUUCCAGAGCUAUUGAGCUGGAUCCAUCAUUCCAUGCAGCAUACAAUAAUAGAGGACUUUUAUAUACUAGAAUGGAAGAAGAAGAGUUGGCAAUCAAGGAUUUCUCAAAGGCAAUUGAUUUGGAUCCAAAUUUUUCAGAUUUUUAUUAUAAUAGAGGAAAUUCGUACUGUGCCAUUGGUGAGUAUGAGAAUGCCAUGAGCGACUAUACCAAGUGUAUUGAAUUGGAGCCAUCAUUCGACUGUUAUUACAAUAGAGGAAACUUGCAUUUUGGAUAUCAAUCAAUUGAUAAGGCAAUUGAUGAUUUUACCAAGUCUAUUGAACUCAAAUCUGAUUUUUCAAUGAGUUGGAUGCAUAGAGGAAAUGCCUAUUGUAAGAUUAGUAACUAUGAUUUGGCAAUAGUUGAUUUGACAAGAGCAAUAGAAUUGAAUCCAAAUUUCCCAGGUGGUUACUUUAAUAGAGGAAUUGCAUUCACGCUCACAAAGGACUAUAGUAAGGCACUCGAUGAUUUCACUCGAGUUAUUGAAAUUGUACCAACACUUGGUCCUCAUAUGGAAAUGCUUCUUCCUCUCCAUGCAAGUGCCUAUCAUUUGAGAGGUAAUGUCUAUCAAAACAUGCAGGAAACAGAGAAGGCACAACUCGAUUUUAAGAAAGCCAUCGAGUUGAAUCCAGCUCUUGAAUCUGUUAUAAAUUAUAAGGAAUAA
This is a messenger RNA of Naegleria gruberi, 924 nucleotides long. RefSeq lists its product as uncharacterized. The record is from RefSeq and is a predicted model, not a curated record. Bases 1 to 924 code for a protein of 307 amino acids. The transcript has a single exon. NCBI's taxonomy places the organism in Eukaryota, Heterolobosea, Eutetramitea, Acrasida, Naegleriidae. Gene Ontology annotation, molecular function: protein binding.